AUGAGGCAGUCCAAAGCCGAUUUUACCGCCCCCCCUAACACCGAAAAUUUUGCGCUGGACUUCUCAUUUCGUCAAGAGUUAUCCUCUACAUUCGCAAACUCCCAAAUACGUGAUUUCAAACUUGGGCAGUCUGGAAAUCGUAAUGGAAGAGAUUCAUCAUGUCAACUAGGGGAUAACGCUUCAGGAAGAUCGUUUCAUCGAGUUGACAUCCCCGUUGAUAUUUCUUCGUCUCAUGAUCAAUCAGUCGUUUGCGUCGAAAAAGCAAAUACGAACCUUUCUAAUGGUCCCGACUUCAACUUGAGAAGCUCCUUUCAACCUUAUGGUCCAUCUGAUGUUUAUAAUGAAACUUCGGUGGCACGUCAAAUAUAUCAAUCCAGAUUAAGUGGCACGUUAAUAAAAAUCUUUUUUGUCACGAGAUACUUGCGCGAUGCCAACUAUACGCAAAAACGCGAACCAUCUCGGCGAGUUGAAGUUCUCGAAAAUGCUUUUCUCUCUCAUUCCCAAUCCUGUGCAUACAACAAAGAAGUAAUGGGACUCCAAUUCGACAGGCUCUUUGUGAAACCGCCCGAGAAUGUUCCCUCGGUUAAAGAAGCUAACACGAGUCAGAAUAUUUUUAACCAUCCGACCAAUCUUGUUACCUUCGAACUAAUCAAACCUCAUUUUUCCCAAACUCAAACUGUCAAACAUUCAUCAAUUUCAGUUUCUCCUUCGCUACCCCCUUGCCUGCCUGUCUAUCGUCCGUUGGGUAACAUUCCAAACGAGACUACUGGUCCUCCCUCAGUUAAACCUUCCCCACCCGAACUCUUGGACAACAUCCGUGAAUGGGGUCAAGUUACGCGGUGGUUGUAUGUUACCAAUUUUCCGACCAAUCCUGCCCACUGGCGUCUCAUGAGAACAAUGUUCGAGCUCUAUGGUGACGUCCACGAGAUUCUAGCCGGUAAUGGAUUUGCCUAUGUCAUCUAUUAUAGUCUUAGUGAUGCCACAAGAGCACAAGGUUAUCUUCGUAAACAAGAGGCACCUCAUAACCGACGUAGAAUGGAAGUUCGAUACUCAUCUCGAUCUUGCGCCAUUCAUAGAUAUCCAACUAUCACAGCAUUAGAUGAACUGAUAAAUGACGGUUACGUUAGAGUGACUUGGAGAGGUUCAAUCCAACAUAAUGAAGAAAUUUAUAAACGUUUCAAAGAGAUGGGCGAAAUUAAAUCGUACACCAGCGCACAUACUGUAGAGGAAUGUUGCUUGUAUCUCGAGUAUGACGAUACACGCGCUGCCCGCACCGCAAAAGAAACUUUAGACGGGCAAAUUUUCGAGCAUGUGUUUGAUAAGAGUAUCCGUAAAACUACCACGGUUCGGAUCGAAUAUUACGAUUAUGAAUCUCAAACAUGGGAUGCAGUUGCUGACGACUUUAGGCGUCUCAAAGAAUCGCGAAUAAGAAUUCCCCCAGUUCCACGUCGAGUCCCACCAGCCUUUGACUGUCAAUCUCCCGAUUCCGAUUUUAGGCAUUCAACAGAUUCGAAAUUAGAACAUCCUCGUGGUCUUACACGCCGAACCACCGAGGAUUAUGUAAAUUACCAAAGAAAAUAUCACCCUCCAGCCACUAGCACUGUCCGCGCUUCUGGCAACAGAACUAUUCCGGAGGGAAAUUUGUUUGAUCUGGAAAAGGUUAAGAAGGGUCUUGACGAGCGUACUACGUUUAUGAUCCGAAAUAUCCCGAACAAGUACACUCAGGAAAUGUUCUUGGAUUGGCUCAACAAGACUCACAAGGGAAAAUACGAUUUUGCUUAUUUGCGUAUUGACUUUCAGAAUAAGUGCAACGUUGGUUAUGCAUUUAUUAACUUUAUAGACAUAGAAUCCGUGAUUUCUUUUGCUGAAACUCGUGUUGGGAAGAAAUGGCCCAAAUUUAAUUCAGACAAGAUUUGUGAAUUAUCUUAUGCUAGAGUACAGGGUCUCGAUCAACUUAUCAAAAAAUUUGAGAAAUCUGACUUGUUUCGUGAAAGAUCGGAAUAUCAACCCAAACUCUUCUAUACCAAAGGCAGAUUUGCUGGUGAAGAAAUGCCGUUCUCAGUUCUCGGCUGCGAUGAACUUUUAGCGAAGGCGGGUAAAAUAAAGGAUACCACCGAGUGUCUUGAAGGAUUCUAUCCUUGA
This is a messenger RNA of Acaulospora morrowiae, 2142 nucleotides long. Lineage: Eukaryota; Fungi; Glomeromycota; Glomeromycetes; Diversisporales; Acaulosporaceae. The record is from the annotation of a GenBank genome assembly.